Messenger RNA from Manis pentadactyla (Chinese pangolin), 643 nucleotides. RefSeq names its product cystatin B (gene CSTB). Bases 121 to 417 code for a protein of 98 amino acids. Lineage: Eukaryota; Metazoa; Chordata; Mammalia; Pholidota; Manidae. The record is from RefSeq and is a predicted model, not a curated record. Gene Ontology annotation, cellular component: cytosol. Gene Ontology annotation, molecular function: cysteine-type endopeptidase inhibitor activity. The transcript is spliced from 3 exons.
CCCACGUCACGUGGCCGUGCGUAUUUGUGGCCCUGUGCGACCCCGUAGCGCGGGCAGCACCCGAGUCUACACAUCACCCAUUCGUUCAGUGAGAUCCGCUGCCCGCCCUCAGCCGCCAGAAUGAUGUGCGGGGCGCCCUCUGCCACGCAGCCCGCCACGGCGGAGAUCCAGGCCAUCGCCGACCAGGUGAGGUCCCAGCUGGAGGAGAGGGAAAAUAAGAAGUACACUGUUUUCAAGGCCGUGGAGUUCAAGAGCCAGGUUGUCGCAGGGACGAACUACUUUAUCAAGGUCCAGGUGGACGAUGACGACUUCAUGCAUAUUCGCGUAUAUGAAAGCCUACCACACACAAACAAGCCCUUGGCCUUGACCAACUAUCAGACCCACAAAGCCAGGCAUGAUGAGCUGGCCUAUUUCUAGUUCUCCACCGUGCACAGAGCCCGUCGUUCACAUGGCUGUGUCCUCCGGACGUGCUCUGAGUCGUCGGCAGCAGUGCCAUCUGCGGUGGGGGGAUGUUAGCACCUUGCUGGUCUGUUUCUCACUUUCCUUGACUUGACCUUUUUCCUGCCAAUGAACAAUCUCGACUAAAUUACUUUCAAAAGGACUUAUAUAAUCUUUAAAUACAUGUAUCUUUGAAGUCUACAAA